ACGUCACUUCCUACUGUAAUCGUAGGUUGGGUUGUUGUAGUUCCUGUGCAGCUGUCAACUCAAGACUGGUAGCUGUCUGAACCAGUCCAGAAGAUAAUUCGGAUACAUGUCUGAUUUUAGCAAUUAUAGCUAGCCUUUCACAGUCCUAUGCAUAUAAAGCCACUGUCAGACAUUAUUAGGACUGCGCUGAUAUUUCAAGGCCCGCAGAUCAUAGCACUUCACUCCGGACACUGAUUCACCCCACGGGACUCAGACAUGGAGGCUCACAGCUCAGAGCGACUGCUUUCAAGGAAGAGGAGGAAGGAGGGAUCCAAUGGAGAGGCGGAGGAGGGAGAGCGGCCAGGGAAGGCCCCACGCCUCACUGUGGGCCUGACAGACCCCGCCCCUUUCGCUGACCAGCUGGAGCCUGCAACCACACCCUACCAACGUGUCAGCAUGGAGGAGGCGCAGAGAGGCACCCCACUGGAUCGACCAGUGCGGGUGUAUGCCGAUGGGAUCUUUGACCUGUUCCACUCAGGACACGCUCGUGCUCUGAUGCAGGCCAAGGGGCUGUUCCCAAACACACACCUCAUCGUGGGCGUGUGCAGCGACGACCUGACGCACCAGUUCAAGGGCUUCACCGUCAUGAACGAGGACGAGCGCUACGAUGCGGUCAGCCACUGCCGCUACGUGGACGAAGUGGUGCGCAACGCACCCUGGACGCUCACGCCAGAGUUCCUCGCUGAACACCGGAUUGACUUUGUCGCCCACGAUGAUAUCCCAUACUCCUCUGCAGGGAGUGACGAUGUUUACAAGCACAUCAAGGAAGCGGGCAUGUUUGCCCCCACCCAGCGAACAGAGGGCAUCUCCACCUCUGACAUCAUCACACGCAUUGUCCGUGACUAUGACGUAUACGUACGACGCAACCUGCAGAGGGGCUAUACUGCCAAGGAGCUCAAUGUCAGCUUCAUAAAUGAGAAGAAGUACCACCUGCAGGAGCGUGUGGACAAGGUGAAGCGUAAGGUGCGCGACGUGGAGGAGCGCUCUAAGGAGUUUGUGCAGAAGGUGGAGGAGAAGAGCAUCGACCUCAUCCAGAAGUGGGAGGAGAAAUCCCGCGAGUUCAUCGGCAACUUCCUGCAGAUGUUUGGCCCAGAGGGGGCGCUGAAGCACAUGCUGAAGGAGGGUAAGGGCCGGAUGCUGCAGGCCAUCAGCCCCCGGCAGAGCCCCAACAGCAGCCCGACGCGGGACCGCUCCCCCUCCCCCACCUUCCGCCUGCCCUUCUUCAGCAAAACCUCCCCUCCCCCCUCCCCCCCGCACCACAGUGCCGCCCGCGGGUACACCAUCAGCGAGGACGAGGAGGACGAAGACUAAGACCCCCCCCCCACCCUUCCUUCUCGCUCACCGGUCUCCAGCGGUACUCCUCCUUUCUCGUUCUGGCUGUCCGUCUCCAUGGCAGGACGUGAAAAGGAGUCGCGGAGGUAAACUUGUGAAGGAAAGCCAGCUGUGAGUCCUGUGGUGAACAGGAGCAUGCCUCUCCACAUCCUGCAGUGAGGCGUAGGGGAAAUGGCCUACAAUCAUGGAGCUCUGAUUCGUGUGCAGUCUGCAUGUAUGUAUGUGUGUGUGUGUGUGUAGGGAUAUUGCCUUACCUUUAAGACAGGUGAUGAACUCAUCUGAAUGUUUUUGGUCGGGGUCAGAUGAUGACGGACGUGAAGCUGGGUGCUGCCCCCUUGUGGAGCAUGUAGUCCCGUGCGCCCCUUCCACUUCUCCCUUCUGCCACCCCUUUUUCUUGCGUCUCGCCGCCAGUAUCACACAAAUUCACUCAGUGCUCAUUCAUACAUGUCCUCACGCACACACACAUGCACGCAUGCAGGCACACA
This is a messenger RNA of Anguilla anguilla (European eel), 1856 nucleotides long. RefSeq names its product phosphate cytidylyltransferase 1, choline, alpha b (gene pcyt1ab). Gene Ontology annotation, molecular function: choline-phosphate cytidylyltransferase activity; phosphatidylcholine binding. Gene Ontology annotation, biological process: CDP-choline pathway. The transcript has 9 exons. The coding region runs from base 256 to 1350 and encodes 364 amino acids. The record is from RefSeq and is a predicted model, not a curated record. Lineage: Eukaryota; Metazoa; Chordata; Actinopteri; Anguilliformes; Anguillidae. Gene Ontology annotation, cellular component: endoplasmic reticulum.